AAUUAUUGUUACCUCGCCCUCACUUCAUCCAGAUUAUAAGACUACCUAAGAAUUGUGAAAAUGUCGCACCAAGUUUUGACUCAAAAUGUUGAUAAGGAGAAAAAAAGGAAAGUUCCCUUGUACCCUGGAUUUCCGGAGCUGGCGCGAUCUGAUGUCAGCAUUUACCCUGCUUACUCAAAAUUGGCCUUGGCAUAUAGAGUAGUAUGCCGCCAUCGUUACCAUUGGGCCAAAGUCGCACAACGGAAACAGUUCAUGAGAGAACUGCACAGCUUCGAAAAACUGCAAACAAAUGCUCUGGACGGUGUGAGAGUACACAGAGAAUUCUCGCAGGGAAUCCUCUCACACACUAUACCUUCGCGACGAUACAUACAAAAGUUGACGCCAGAUCCGUUAACAUCAAAUCAAAGAAUGAGAGUGGAAGAAAUUAUCAGUGGAAGAGUUAACUUCAGUCAGAAAUAG
Messenger RNA from Spodoptera exigua (beet armyworm), 459 nucleotides. Lineage: Eukaryota; Metazoa; Arthropoda; Insecta; Lepidoptera; Noctuidae. The record is from the annotation of a GenBank genome assembly.